GCAAACACUUGGAAAAAACUACGAGACAAGUGCGCACCUUUGAGAGGCGCUUUGGAGACAUUUUGGAGACCACGUUGGAGGAUCUGUUGCAUUGUUUGUAAGACCUAGCUAGCCUCUUCGAUAUCUGCUGCCCUUGGAGCUACUCAUGCUUUCAGAAGAUAGGUCGCUGCCGGCGGAGGGUCCCGUGACUGAGGCCAGGGGCUUGAGGUUUGAGUUUAAGUGCCUCAAAUGGGGCCCUGCAGCAUGUGCUGGGAUGGUAGCAGUCAAAUUGGGCUUCUGCAUAGACUCAUUCCUGUUCUAGCCAUUCUCUGUGGAGUUCUAGCCCCUUCAGGAGCAUCCGCAACCCUUCAACGGACCCUGGCACUUGUGAAGCCCGACGCAGUUCUCUCCGGACACGCAGCCAAUAUAAAAGUAGACAUCGAGGCUGCGGGCUUCAGAAUCAUCUCCGAGCGCGAGCUGCGCCUCUCGCCGGAGUUUGUGAAGCGGUUCUACGCGGAGCAUGCGGGGCGACACUUUUUCGAGGGACUGGUGGACUUCAUGAGCAGCGGGCAAACCCUCGCCCUAGUUUUAGAACGGCACGACGCGGUGGCGGCCUGGCGAGCAAUGAUGGGUCCCACAGACUCGGCAGCAGCGCGCGGUACAUUUCCCGACAGCAUGCGAGCCAAGUAUGGGACCGACGGGCGGCGCAACGCGGUGCACGGUUCCGAAAGCGUGGACCGCGCACGGGAGGAGAUUCGGAUGGUCUUUGAAGAGUUUACAGAAGAAUCAAUCAACGGUCAAAUUACAAACGUGCUAGUGGGCACGUCCGCGUUGGCCGCAGCUAUUUACGGUCUCCGAAUAAUGAUGCUGAGUUGGCCCGUGUGGGACAAGGUUGGAUUGAAACAAAGGCCGUCGUACACCAAAGUUGCGUAAUUGAUUGAAUGACAGCUAGAUGCUCGCUAUAAGUUAUGGAUCUACGGAACUGCGUUUGAGCAGCUGAAAGUCACAGCCAGAAAGAUGUACAAUAAGGUCUUCAGUCAGCUGCAAGAGUUACUGGACCGCGCAGACAUUCUUUAGAACACCAGGCGCAAUGCCCCAUUCGUUACAGACGGCAAGACUAUUGUUGACAUGAUUACAGAAUCCAACUAGACGGUAGCCUAGUAGAUGUCACUUAGCGAACAUAUCAAGAAUAUCGUUCCGUUCAUGCACGGCGACUCAUGGGUGCAUGGACCCGCGCAUGGACAGUUGCCCGGCAGUAGCUCCGAGCCUGUCGCUAGCUCCCCGUAAUCUACAUCCGAUAAGUCCGGC
Klebsormidium nitens is the source of this 1287-nucleotide messenger RNA. NCBI's taxonomy places the organism in Eukaryota, Viridiplantae, Streptophyta, Klebsormidiophyceae, Klebsormidiales, Klebsormidiaceae. The record is from the annotation of a GenBank genome assembly.